UGAAUCGGGAACGAAUCGAGCACUUUACGGCUGGGCUUGUUGCGUUGCGUCAAGACCGAUAACAAGGUCUCCAACGUAUCAAGCCUGCGUCUGGCAGCAUCGCAAUGUUUCCCAUCCCAGUCCCCGAAGAAUAUGGAGUAUCCAGCACGAAUGGCUUUCUGCCUACAGAACUCCCGAUCGAAUCACUACCCGACUCAUACUACGAGCCAUGGGAGUAUGUCGUCAAGAACCUCCAAGGACUCGUGCUGAGCAAGAGAUUGAGAGAAAUCGUGGAGAAGCUCCCUGUGCUAUCAACAGAUAGACUAUCGAGCGAGGCGGAAUGGCAUCGCGCGUACAGCGUGCUGGCGUUUGUUGCUCAUGCCUACAUCUGGGGAGGCGACAAGCCUGCGGAGAGGGUACCACCUUCUGUUACGGUGCCGUUCAAGGCUGCUUGCAAGCAUCUCGAGCUACCUCCAGUGGCAACGUAUGCUGGUCUAGUGCUGUGGAACUGGAAGCCCAUCUUCGACACCGAACGCGCAGACACUUUGGCCAACCUGGACACCAUCAACACCUUCACCGGAUCUCUCGACGAGAAGUGGUUCUACUUGAUCAGCAUUGCCGUUGAAGCUCGAGGCGGUGCCAUCAUACCCCUCAUGCUCAAUGCCAUCGAUGCUGCAAACCGAGGCAAUCGUCACACGGUCACGUUAUGCCUCCAGUCGUUCGCAGAGCGUCUCGACGAGCUCGGCGCCAUGCUCGCACGCAUGUACGACAACUGCGACCCGCACGUCUUCUACCAUCGCAUUCGUCCCUUUCUGGCUGGCAGCAAGAACAUGGCGGACGCUGGCCUUCCCAAUGGGGUCAUCUUCGAUGAUGGUGGACCAAUCAAUAAGCAGCGAUACGUGCAGUUCAGCGGCGGCAGCAACGCCCAGUCCAGCAUCAUCCAGUUCUUCGACAUUGUCCUCGGUGUUCAGCAUCGUGCUACUGGCGUCAGCAAAGACACAACAGCGAACGGCACACCACCCAAACCAGCGAAGCCGAACAGCAACUUCAUUUAUGAGAUGCGCAAGUACAUGCCAGGACCGCACGCUCGCUUUCUGGAGCAGGUCGCCCGCGUGGCCAACAUCCGCGAGUUCGUCCAAGCUCAUCGGUACGACCGUGAUCUCAGCCUCGCAUUCGAUGCGUGUCUCGCGAUGCUCAGUGCGUUCCGGGACACGCACAUUCAGAUGGUCAGUCGCUACAUCAUCAUCAAGAGUCGCGAGGCGAAGAAGAAUGAAUCUGCAAAGGAGGAGAAGGAAAAGUCAUCGAAGAAGAUCAACCUCGCUCAGCCUGCGAAGACUUUCGGAGAAGACGGUGCGAAGAUCAAAAAGGACUUGAAAGGCACUGGCGGAACCUCUCUGAUCCCCUUCUUACGCCAAGCGCGUGAUGAGACUGGGGAACAAGCGGUGGAGACUUGGACUCGACGUAUGCUCAGCAAAAAGGGUGGUUCGACUACCGGCGAGUUGGUGGCUGAGAUCGAGCAAGGCCUUGCGGGCAUGUGGAAGGUUGAAGAUGGAGGCUUGUGUUAUUGGUAAAUGUUGAACACCUCCUUCAUCUCGCUCUGUCCUUGAUGAUGCUUCACAGCACUGCAUAGUCUAUUAGCGGGACAACAUGAUCUGUAUGAAUAAUGAAUGAGUAAUC
Zymoseptoria tritici IPO323 is the source of this 1656-nucleotide messenger RNA. RefSeq lists its product as uncharacterized. Gene Ontology annotation, molecular function: heme binding; metal ion binding; indoleamine 2,3-dioxygenase activity. The record is from RefSeq and is a predicted model, not a curated record. The transcript has a single exon. Gene Ontology annotation, cellular component: cytoplasm. NCBI's taxonomy places the organism in Eukaryota, Fungi, Ascomycota, Dothideomycetes, Mycosphaerellales, Mycosphaerellaceae. Bases 105 to 1550 code for a protein of 481 amino acids. Gene Ontology annotation, biological process: 'de novo' NAD+ biosynthetic process from L-tryptophan.